GGUGGGAGUGCCGAGAGCGCGUUGAAAUCCCCGCGUGCAGCAGCUUCUCCCAAGCGGCGGAGUCUUCAUAGAGCCCAGCACCCUCCUUCUCCUCAUCAUGUCAGUCAGUGAGAUGUUCAUCACCUUGCAAGGGGUGCUCACUGCCGACCAGGAUAUCCGCGAGGAGAUAAGGAAAGUUGUUCAAACUCUGGAGCAAACAGCCCGAGAAAUUCUUACGGUGUUACAAGGAGUCCAUCAGGGUUCUGGAUUUCAAGACAUACCAAAGAAGUGUCAAAAGGCUCGUGAACACUUUUCUACUGUUAAAACACAGCUGGCCUCUCUCAAAAUCAAGUUUCCUGCAGAUCAAUAUUACAGAUUCCAUGAACAUUGGAGAUUUGUGCUACAGCGUUUGGUAUUCUUAGCAGCAUUUGUUGUCUACUUGGAGACAGAAACUUUAGUAACUCGGGAAGCUGUUACAGAAAUACUUGGAAUUGAAGCUGACAGAGAGAAAGGCUUUCAUCUGGACAUUGAGGAUUACCUCUCUGGCGUGUUGACUCUUGCUAGCGAGCUGUCUCGACUAGCAGUGAACAGCGUCACAGCUGGGGACUACUCCCGCCCACUCCGCAUCUCGGCUUUCAUCAACGAGUUGGAUUCUGGAUUCCGCCUUCUCAAUUUGAAGAACGACUCCCUGAGGAAACGCUACGAUGGCCUCAAGUAUGACGUCAAGAAAAUAGAGGAGGUGGUUUACGACUUGUCGAUCAGAGGGCUUAACAAGGAGGCCGCUGGUGGGGAGAAAUAGAAAAGGGCUUGUUGAGCAAAAUCCACAGUUACCUCAGUUUUGCUGCCAAUGAUGGAGCAGCUUUCAUUGAGCUCUCCAACAGUAGCUUAGAGGAACCACAAGCUGCAAGCCAUUGUUGUUUUUCCUAAUUGAAUGUUUAGUAUGUCCGAGUGAAAACACUCAAAGCUGUCCUGUGAAAGCCCAUCUAGUGGACUCCGUUUGCAGUGUAAGUCACCAUAGUGUAAUCAAACUGUAAUCUGAAUUGCAGCCAUUGCUGUCCAGUUGCCCUGCAGAACCAAAUGUGGGAAUUAUUUUCCCACUGGAUCACAGGGUUUUGUUUUCUUUCCUGGCCAUGCUUAGCCUAGUCUUUCUGGAUCUCCACAUCAUUCACAUUCAGUGCCAUUUAUGUGCAUUCAGGCGGAGCACUUGGCUGCAGCAAGUAUGUAAAUACCUUUAUCAUUAAAUCCUGGUCAAGACACUUCAUUUUCUACUCCUGCUUGUAAACCACGUUCAUUCUUGUAAAAUUAAGAGUUCAGAUUUAGGAUAAUCGGUUCGAUAGACUUAAUUUAGGGAUUAGUUUUCAAAUAGUCAUCAUUAAACAGUACAUGGAUAUCUUUGUAUUCUUAAAGAAGCUCGUUUUUAGAUGUGAGAAGAGGAAUGAACUAUUCCUUGAAACUUGAAUAGUUGGUUGUAGGCAUGUUCCAAGUUUAUAUCAGCUUCCAAAAAGCAGAAUAGGGCUGGGAAUGUUAAGCACAGAUUUCAAGAAGGCCAGUAGCAACAUAAGAGUGAUGGUGCUAGCGAUCCUUUGGAUUCUAAGUGGCCUGUUUCAUAUUUUGUUCGUUUUGUAUCUUU
Molecule: messenger RNA, 1609 nt
Organism: Elgaria multicarinata webbii
Lineage: Eukaryota; Metazoa; Chordata; Lepidosauria; Squamata; Anguidae
Gene: TSN
Product: translin
Exons: 6
Coding region: 98-778 (226 amino acids)
Biological process (GO): RNA metabolic process
Cellular component (GO): cytoplasm; nucleus
Molecular function (GO): RNA binding; single-stranded DNA binding; sequence-specific DNA binding
Source: RefSeq, a predicted model, not a curated record